UUUCAAACUCUGUAAGAUGUUUAUUUCUUAUUAUGAAUUAUAACAUGACACUCUAAAAAAGCAUGACGAGGUGUUCUGAACAAGAAAAUGGUUCUGAAAAUGAACUACAUGAUGCUGGCACAUACUGUACUGGAGUCGGUUGCAGGGUUGUUCGUGGACCUGAUUGGAAGUGGAACAAACAGGAUGGGGGAGAAGGUCAUGUUGGUUCAGUUAGACGAUUUGAUACGUCUGGAGAGGCUAUUGUUGUUUGGGACUCUGGAAUUGUAGCAAAUUAUCGUUGCGGUGUUCUUGGAUUUGAUUUGCGUGUAUUGGACAGUGCACCAACAGGCUCAAAACAUCCUGGAACCAUCUGUGAAGGUUGCCAUGAGUCCCCAAUUUAUGGAAUUCGAUGGAAAUGCGUAGUGUGUUUAAGUACAGAUUUAUGUUCCACUUGUUAUCAUGCUGAUAAGCACUCACUUGCUCACCAAUUCUUGAGGAUAACGGCACCAUACAAAACCAGAGUCAUCGUUGGUCGGCGUUUGAAGCAAAGGCGUAUAGAAUCAUUAGGUCUUUUCCCCAAAGCUCGAGUUGUUCGGGGUAUAGACUGGAGCUGGGAUAGUCAAGAUUGUGUUUCACCCCUAACAUCGUCAUCAACUGGGUCAAUAUUAUUAGGACCAACAGGGUCGGCUAUUGCCUGCAGGGCUAAUUUGAGUUCAAACAACGAAAAAACGUCAGCCGGUCCAAUCCUUCUACCGACACAAGGGCGUAUAACUGGUAGAAGAGAUUGGUAUCAAUGGGCACCGCGGUCAGCAGCAUUGGUUGCCUGGGAUAGUGGAGCUUAUAAUGUCUACCGAGUUGGAUAUGGAGGAUUAGUUGACCUGAAAGCGAUCAGGCCUUCUAAAGGUGGAAUGUAUUACGUUGAUCACCUUCCACUUCUUGCUGACUUGAGACAAUACUUCGACGAGUCUGGUGUGCCUGAAGAAUCGAACAGAGAAGUGUCUCUUGCAACAAGACAUGACUUGGAGAGAGGUCCAGUGGUUCCAAAUUGGACCAAUCUUCACGAUCUUGAAUCUCGUCGCCGUCAAACGACUCAAAAUGUUGAAGAUGUAUGCACUUAUCGGAGUCGAAUUCAUAGCAAUGAUGAAACAUUAUGCGCUUCUUCAAAUAGUGGGCAAUGUUCAGAUACCGGAUAUCGAACAAACAGUAACGUGCUAUCAGGUGAAGAGCCCUCAGCAUCCAGUUGCUUGAAUGUUUGCACUCUUGCAAGCAGAUUACAUCUACAACCUUCCUCAAUUGAGAGUUCACAUACCACUAAUGUUACUUCACGACGAUCACAUUCUCGAUUAAGUCGACCACAAUAUGGUUGGUCUAUUAGCAGAGAAGGAGAAGAACCAGUUUCUCCACGAACAGCCAACAUAUCAAGUGGUUCUAGUGGUCUACGAAGUUUCGGCCAAACUGCUCGUACUUUACUGACUGAUUUCUUGAGAACUAAUUCUUUAAAUCCAUCGGCACCCACAAGUCGAGGUAAUUUAAAUCCAACAACACAAAACCAUUCCACAAACCAUUCUCGUUCGCAUAAUAAUGAUCAUAUGCCGACAACUGUCCGUAACAACCGACCAACAAGCAUACAAUGUUCACCAAAUGAUCACAGAGUUAAUCAAAAUGCCAGAGAACCUAAUAUUUCUUCAGGUUCGCACAAUCAAUGUAGAAAUUCUCAAUCACGAGUUGCAAUCACUAAUCGUGGGAGAGUUAUCACCUUACAUACUAGAGAUGGACCGCAUAGUGGUUCUUCGUCUAAUCAUGAUAUAAUAUGUGGAUAUACGGCAUUACCGGAUGAGGUUAUGAGAGAAAACAAUAGUACAGGAGCACAAACUAUUAGAAUACGUCAUACUGAUGCAGGACCACGAUCAUUGCGAAUUGCUUACAAUCAACUACAAACUGUUUUAGCUGAAAAUCCAUUGGAUAUGAGCCCAAAUACACCUCCGCGUGAUGAUUCUGAACAACUAAACACCGAAAUACCUACUUGUUCAGAUGUACAAACUCACAGCAACAAUUCUGAAGAUUUAAUUCAGGCAGCCAAUGAAGGAAACGUGCAACGUUUGAAAUGCCUUUUGCAGCAUCGUAAUGCAGAUGUGAAUGGGAUUUCUGGUGGAUUGACUGCACUUCAUGCUGCUUGUCAAGCUGGUCAUUUAGCUUGUGUCAUCUUACUACUACAAUAUGGAGCAAGACGUAGAAAUUUAGAUUCCACCGAUAAUGAAGCUAUUCAUGCAGCUGCUCAAAGUGGAAAUAUUGAUAUUUUAAGAGUUUUAAUGCGAUCACAUACCGAUGUAACAUUAAGAUUGGUGAAUGUCUCAGAAGAAAAUGAUGUAGUGGAAGAAAAUCUUGUCGAUCUAGACGAUAAUUCUCCAAUACAUGAGAAUAAUAAUAGUUUUGACAGUGAAGAAAUUUUAGAUAUAAAUGCUAGAAAUGCAUUACGGCAAACUCCAUUACAUUUGGCUGUCAAUCGACAGAAUAUACCAAUGGUACAAUGCCUCUUGGAAGAAAUGAAUGCUUUGACAAAUUUACAAGAUUGUGAUGGUGACACACCGCUUCAUGAUGCUAUUUCAAGUCAGAAUACCACCCUAGUAGAACUGUUACUACGUCAUAACCCUGACUUGACUAUUCUUAAUAAUGCUGGUCAAAAUUCCCUACAUUGUGCUACGGUUCAUGGAGGCACUGAGAUUAUUCGUCUACUGUUGGAACAUUGUUCAUCAACACCAUGGAUAAUAGAUGAAUCUCAACCUGAUGGUUUAACUGCAUUACACCUAGCUUCAUUGAAUGGAAAUAUGGAAGCCGUUGAUUUGCUUUUGCAAGCAGGUGCUAGUCCAAAUCUUGUAGUUCGUCGUCCAGCUGGCCUGCCACCACUGAAUGGAUGUGAUGAAGAAAAAUUGGGCUCUGUAUUUACACCUCUUCAUUUGGCUGUUCAUAAAGCACAUCCAGAUGUUGUAUGCUUAUUAUUAUGUUAUAGAGCUAGAGCAGCUUGUCGCAGUGGAGCUGGACGUAGUCCAAUCCAACUAGCUUUAAACGCUCUUGGUCAAGCACAUGAAUCUCAAAAUCCUAAUGUUCGACGUUUCGAUGUUGCUUUAGUACCUUUUCUGGCAUCGGUGGCACGUCUUUUAGUUCGAAUGGCUGAUUCACUUGCACUUACAUCUAAUUCAACUGGAAUAUUGUCCAGUGGCAUAAAUAAAUUACGACUUAAUUCGAAUAGAAAUAAUUAUGAAGAACAAUUGAUUGAAAUAGACAACGAUCCUGAAGAUGAACCUCAUAGAAAUACUACAACUGAACCAUUAACUUUAGUAUCUCCAAGUGCAUUGUGUCGUCGCUUAAAAUCUACCAUUCAAGCAACUUUAGAAACAGGUGUUCCUCGUAAUGUACUUAUUGCUGCAUGUUUAGCUUCGGCGAUAGGUGCAGAAUCAUGGUCAUCUCAUUUAGGAGCCAUAAAUUCCGAAAGUGCAGAAGAAGACGAUGUAGAUAAUGUUACUACACAAUCGGUCAGUGAGAAUUUUGUCACAGAUGUUUUCCGUGAAUGUCGAGAUCCAGUUUUACAAUUAGCGCUACAACAAUGUCAUAUGGAAGCUUUGAAUUUCGUUAAAUGUUGUCCUUUAAAUACUGACUCAGUCGGUCGUAGUCCUAGACAUGAGAUUAACCGACCGAAUUCUCCACUUAUCUCAGCUAUAUGUGAUAGUGAUGAAGAGAAUUUAGUUGAUACAUUUUUCCGAACUGAUAACCGUCAAAUACCACCAGCUGACUUGUUACCGAGUUGUUCAGUUGUAGGAUCAAAUAAUUCUUUUGUCCUACAAUCACCAUUAAUAAAUCAAACAGAUGAAAACUCUUUAAGUCAACCAUUUGCUAUUGAAAAUCAAUUCAUCCCUGAACAAAACAAUUUACGUCAUAGUGUACGUCAAUCAAAUAUUUAUACAUUACUUCCACCUACUCUUGACGAAAUGGAUCUGGAAUGGCGUGAAUGUCUUGUAUGCUCUGAAAGAAGUCGAUCUACAGUCAUAUUGCCAUGUGGACACAUUAUAACUUGUGAAACAUGUACACCUUUAAUUAAAAAAUGCCUUCUAUGCAGACAACGAAUAGCUGGAUAUCAUAAGUUUUCCAUUUGUUGUGAAUGCAAUCUGUCGAAUGGUGUUGUAUUAGCUAAACCAUGCAAUCAUAUGCUUUGGUGUAAAUCAUGUUUAAAAACUAAAGUGCAACAAUUAGAAAUAAUCCAUCAAAUUACAGGGAAUAUUGGCUUUUAUGAAGAAGAAGAAGAUGUAAUGGAAAAUAGAAAUCAAACUUUAUCAACAAAUAAUAAUACUACAAUUAAUAAUACUGAUUUAAUAAAUGUAUCAGUAUCACUGCCAUCGGGGACGUCAACAAUGCCAACAGCUACUUCUGUUACACAAUCUACCAUCAAUUCAAAUCUUGAUGAAUUAGACCCAUUAUUUUCUACAGAACCUUCAUCAUCUUCAUCCUCAUCAUCGGUUAUUAAAACAAACGAUAUAAAUUUAUGGCGUAAUGUACCACUAGGUCGUCUAUUAUCGAUGAUAAAUAAAAUGCAAAGUUUACUAGACGAUUUAUUAACCGGAGGUAUUUGUUUAGAUGGCUGUCCAACAUGUGAUAAUACAGUCCAGUCACUAUGUCCAGUACUAGUAGCAUGCUCUGGUGUGAAUAAUCAAUCGACUGCCAUUGCUCUUGGCCACGAUUCAAACGCAUUCACAUUGAAUUCUUGUAACUCUAUUGAAACUGAAUUGAAUUCCACUGCAUCAAAUAUUACAAAUAUACUGCCAACAAAUAAUUCUAUUCUAACUAAUAUUCAAACCGAUAUGGAAUUAGUGCAGAAUCAAUUAGUUUCCUCUAAACCAUCGCGCCAUCUGUCUCCAAUAGACCGUCAAGGAUUCAGUGGAUUACUGAACACAUCUACUAGGCAGAAUAUGAUAACACCGAAUAAUCAGCUUCGUCAAGAUGGAAGUCGAGCUGGAGUUAUUGGCCGACCAAGAGGUCCAAGAACUCAUUUAUGUGAACGUGAAGUAAACCGAUUAAAACAUGAACUUCAAGUAAUGCGUGAACAAAUUCGAUGUCCUAUAUGUCUGGAUCGUUCACGUAAUUUAGUUUUUAUGUGUGGUCAUGCCACAUGUCAAUGGUGCGGUGAUCAGGUCACUGCUUGUCCAAUCUGUCGUAGAGCAGUUGAAAGUCGUAUCAUUCUAUAUUGAAUUAAGACUAGUCAUUUAAAGGAGGUUAAUUAUUCUAGACUAAAAAAAAUUUCCCUGAAACACUUAAUUUAAUACAUUUAAAAGAUAUGGGUAUUUAAUUUUAUCUUAGUCACUGUAUAUUUACAAAUAAAUAAAUGUUUAUUUCUAUUUCAACCAAUUAUCUUAUUUUAAGAUAA
Messenger RNA from Schistosoma turkestanicum, 5392 nucleotides. The record is from the annotation of a GenBank genome assembly. Lineage: Eukaryota; Metazoa; Platyhelminthes; Trematoda; Strigeidida; Schistosomatidae.